Molecule: messenger RNA, 1316 nt
Organism: Notolabrus celidotus (New Zealand spotty)
Lineage: Eukaryota; Metazoa; Chordata; Actinopteri; Labriformes; Labridae
Gene: nubpl
Product: nucleotide binding protein-like
Exons: 11
Coding region: 67-1044 (325 amino acids)
Biological process (GO): iron-sulfur cluster assembly; mitochondrial respiratory chain complex I assembly
Cellular component (GO): mitochondrion
Molecular function (GO): 4 iron, 4 sulfur cluster binding; ATP binding; ATP-dependent FeS chaperone activity
Source: RefSeq, a predicted model, not a curated record
ACUUUGCGCAAGCUUGAUGCCCACCAUGGUAGCGAGCCAAGUGGCAUCUGAUCCAAACAGCUAAACAUGGCUCAGCUCACAUACAGCAGACUCUCCCACUUACUAAGACUAUCCGUGAAUAAAGCUUCUGUUUUAAGAGCAGGGACAGAAACCAAACAUGGACCUGCGUGUUGUCUACAGUUUAUACGCUGCCAGCGCUCCAUUGACAGUAAGGCGUUACAGGAGAGGCAGAAGCAGAUGAUGGCAAAAAGCCUCCCAAAACAGAAGCCAGUCACCGGGGUCAAACAGGUCAUCGUUGUGGCUUCAGGAAAAGGUGGUGUGGGCAAGUCCACCACUGCAGUAAAUUUGGCUCUUGGAUUAAUGGCUAACAAUCCAUCUAUGUCAGUCGGUCUUCUGGAUGCUGACGUCUACGGUCCGUCAAUUCCCAAACUGAUGAACCUGAAGGGAAACCCGGAGCUCAGCGACAACAAUCUAAUGGUUCCACUCACAAAUUACGGGAUUCCAUGCAUGUCGAUGGGUUUCCUGGUGGAGGACGUGGCUCCCAUCGUGUGGAGGGGGCUGAUGGUGAUGUCGGCUAUAGAGAAACUGCUUAGACAAGUGGACUGGGGGUCGUUGGACUAUCUAGUUAUUGACAUGCCGCCUGGGACAGGAGACGUCCAACUGUCAAUCACACAGAACAUCCCGGUCGCAGGUGCGGUCAUUGUGUCGACGCCGCAGGACAUCGCUUUACUAGACGCUCGCAGAGGAGCUGAGAUGUUCAAGAAAGUUCACGUGCCGGUCCUCGGUCUGGUGCAGAACAUGAGCGUCUUCCAGUGUCCCAACUGUAAUCACCAGACUCACAUCUUCGGCUCCGAUGGGGCCCGACAGCUCGCAGACACUCUGGGAGUCCAACUCCUGGGUGACAUUCCUCUUCAUCUAAACAUCAGAGAGAUGUCAGACAGAGGGACGCCAGUGGUCAUCUCCUCCCCAGACAGCCCAGAGGCGGAGGCAUACAAGAAGGUUGCAUCUGCUGUUGUGCAGAGACUACAGGAAGUCAACACUUAAUUAACAGCUCCAACGGGAAGUCAGCUGACUGACUGUAAUGAAAUAAACAAGGAAACAAAACAACCAAGAUAAAUGUGGUGCACGCAUAUGCAGACAAAGUAUUUAUCAAAUGCACGAAAGAAAGAAACGCACUAACUUCUUCUCUGUUAUAACGCACAAUGAGUUAAACCAGGAGCACUGCUGGCAGCUGAGCACAGUGAGUGAACUGUGUCGACUGAAUAAAUGUGAUUCAUUUAGUUAUGUGGUUAUAUUUAAUAAAAAAGUGACAUGAA